Molecule: messenger RNA, 4409 nt
Organism: Panthera uncia (snow leopard)
Lineage: Eukaryota; Metazoa; Chordata; Mammalia; Carnivora; Felidae
Product: cell division cycle 5-like protein
Exons: 11
Coding region: 452-2383 (643 amino acids)
Biological process (GO): regulation of transcription by RNA polymerase II; mRNA splicing, via spliceosome
Cellular component (GO): spliceosomal complex; Prp19 complex
Molecular function (GO): DNA-binding transcription factor activity, RNA polymerase II-specific; RNA polymerase II transcription regulatory region sequence-specific DNA binding
Source: RefSeq, a predicted model, not a curated record
GUUGCUGUUGGGUAUUUACCUUUGCCUUUUAUUUAAUUUAUAUUAAGUGAGUAAUUCCCAACCACAGAUAAGAUGCAUACUUAUAUAGUUCCUUCUGGUUUUUCUUUUUGCUUGUGUGUGCGUAUCUUUAAAUCAAGAGGAGAAUUUAUUUUGGUGAAUGGUUGUGAGGUGAGGAUUUAAAUAAAUAUUUCUUGGAGUGCCUGGGUGGCUCAGUCGGUUAAGCGUCCUACUUCAGCUCAGGUCAUGAUCCGUGAGUUUGAGCCCUGCGUUGGGCUCUGUGCUGACAGCUCAGAGCCUGGAGCCUGCUUCAGAUUCUGUGUCUCCCUCUCUGUCUGCCCUCCCCGCUCAUGCUCUGUCUCUCUCUGUCUCAAAAAUAAAUAAAAACAUUAAGAAAAAAUUUAAAUAAAUAUUUCUUCCCCAAAUAUCCAAGUAGUUUUCUUAACUCUGUUAGAUGAUCUGUCCCUUCCCCAUGGUAUGUGAUUUUCAGGGUGAUCUUGUUUUGUUUUUCUUCAGGCGUCUUGCAGCCCUCCAGAAGAGAAGAGAACUUAGAGCAGCUGGCAUAGAAAUUCAGAAGAAGAGAAAAAAGAAGAGGGGAGUUGAUUAUAAUGCUGAAAUCCCAUUUGAAAAAAAGCCUGCUCUUGGUUUCUAUGAUACUUCUGAGGAAAACUACCAGGCUCUUGAUGCAGAUUUCAGAAAAUUAAGACAACAAGAUCUUGAUGGGGAACUAAGAUCGGAAAAAGAAGGAAGAGACAGAAAAAAAGACAAACAGCAUUUAAAAAGGAAAAAAGAAUCUGAUUUGCCAUCAGCUAUUCUUCAGACUAGUGGUGUUUCUGAAUUUACUAAAAAAAGAAGCAAACUAGUACUCCCUGCCCCUCAGAUUUCAGAUGCAGAACUCCAGGAGGUUGUAAAAGUAGGCCAAGCAAGUGAAAUCGCACGUCAGACUGCUGAGGAAUCUGGCAUAACAAACUCUGCCUCCAGUACGCUUUUGUCUGAGUACAAUGUCACCAACAACAGCAUCGCUCUUAGAACACCUCGUACACCGGCUUCCCAGGACAGAAUUCUGCAGGAAGCUCAGAACCUCAUGGCCCUGACCAAUGUGGACACCCCAUUGAAAGGUGGACUUAAUACCCCUUUGCAUGAGAGCGACUUCUCAGGUGUGACUCCACAGCGGCAGGUUGUACAGACUCCAAACACAGUUCUUUCUACCCCAUUCAGGACUCCUUCUCAUGGAUCUGAAGGGUUGACUCCCCGCAGUGGGACAACUCCCAAACCAGUUAUUAACUCCACCCCGGGUAGAACUCCUCUUCGAGACAAAUUAAACAUUAAUCCCGAGGAUGGAAUGGCAGACUACAGUGAUCCCUCUUAUGUGAAGCAGAUGGAAAGAGAAUCUCGUGAGCAUCUCCGUUUAGGAUUGUUGGGCCUCCCUGCCCCUAAGAAUGACUUUGAGAUUGUUCUGCCAGAAAAUGCUGAGAAGGAGCUGGAAGACCGUGAAAUAGAUGAUACUUACAUUGAAGAUGCUGCUGAUGUGGAUGCACGAAAGCAGGCUAUACGAGAGGCAGAGCGUGUAAAGGAAAUGAAGCGAAUGCACAAAGCUGUCCAGAAAGAUCUGCCAAGACCAUCAGAAGUAAAUGAAACUAUUCUAAGACCCUUAAAUGUAGAACCACCUCUAACAGAUUUACAAAAAAGUGAAGAACUAAUCAAAAAAGAAAUGAUCACAAUGCUUCAUUAUGACCUUCUGCAUCACCCUUAUGAACCAUCUGGAAAUAAAAAAGGAAAAACUGUAGGAUUUGGUACUAAUAAUUCAGAGCACAUUGCCUAUCUGGAACAUAACCCUUAUGAAAAGUUCUCCAAAGAAGAGCUGAAAAAGGCCCAGGAUGUUUUGGUACAGGAGAUGGAAGUGGUAAAACAAGGUAUGAGCCACGGAGAACUCUCAAGUGAAGCUUAUAACCAGGUGUGGGAAGAAUGCUACAGUCAAGUUUUGUAUCUUCCUGGGCAGAGCCGCUACACACGGGCCAACUUAGCUAGCAAAAAGGACAGAAUCGAGUCACUUGAAAAGAGGCUUGAGAUAAACAGGGGUCACAUGACAACGGAAGCCAAGAGAGCUGCAAAGAUGGAAAAGAAGAUGAAAAUUUUGCUUGGGGGUUACCAGUCUCGUGCUAUGGGGCUUAUGAAACAGUUGAAUGACUUAUGGGACCAAAUCGAGCAGGCUUACUUGGAGUUACGCACUUUUGAAGAACUCAAGAAACACGAAGAUUCUGCUAUUCCCCGGAGGCUAGAGUGUCUAAAAGAAGAUGUUCAGCGACAACAGGAAAGAGAAAAAGAACUUCAGCAUAGAUAUGCUGAUCUGCUGCUGGAGAAAGAGACUUUAAAGUCCAAAUUCUGAAGCAUAGUUUAUACUCUGUCACAGGAUGAAUUAAUUGCUGGUUUUCAUACUUUGGAAGGCUGAAACUGAUGAUUAUCUUCAUUGACAAAUUUGCCCACGAUCUGUGGUUUUUCAGUUGUUUACUUUAAAUGAUAUCGAUCUUACACAGUCUAUGUAUAAAGACUUUAACUCCACAAAAUGUUUUAGGGUUUAAAUUAUUAAGAUGAUCAUUCUUUUAGCAGUGUCAUAUUUGCAAAAAUUUUUUUAGUUUUGGCCUUUAAUUUUAAAAGCCUGGUUUUAAAGUGCUGCCUGUGAGUAAACUCUUGAAUAAAAAGAAAAUAUAAAAAAUUGUGAGUGUAGCCUUUUGUUUGAAGUAAUUAGAUAGUUAGAGUGCCCACAAACCAGCAAGUAUGUACUCUGUGUCAUAUUUAAUGAGUAACUCUUGGGUAAUCAGAAUGGUGAUCCCGUAUCUUAAUUCCUUCAGAGGCAGUCCUUUUGUGGCCUCGUUAGUUUUAGCACAGGGCACUCAUUUCUCUAUACACUGACAAGAUGGAUUAACAUUUUAAUACCUCAGGGUUUGUUUUUUUGUUUUUUGGUUUUUUUUCAAGUAUAAUUUUAAGAAGUUCUCUUCUUUGCCCAGCUACUCACACAGUUUAUGGAUUAGGACUCAAAAGAUUUCAUUUUUAUUGACCUGUUAGGUUCUUUUAAAUGUCUUUUCUAUGAAGGUGUGUUGAAGAUUAAUUUCAGUAAGGCUAUCACACUUUAUUAAAGCUUUGUGUUUAUCCUAAGUUAAUUACACAAGUGUAGAAUUUUGGGAAUUGGUAGAAGUGGGAAGACCAGACUUUAUAAUUCACAUGAAAUCGUUUGGGAUAGUUACUAGUUGGCUACAAGUUCAGUAUGGACCAACAGUAUGUUGGACCUACCAGGAAUAUUUCCCCAUCUUAAUCCUAGGGAUUAAAAGGAGGGAAGGAGGGAUUUAUUCAGUUAUCAGGUAAUUUAUUAACCGCUCGGUGUCAGAGUCAUGGAGAUAGAACAAUGAGUAAAGUAGGUAUGACUCCUAGUUUGUGGAGCUUACAGUCCAUUGGGAAUGAUGAUAGGCGACUCAAAUUCAGAUGUUUUUUGAGUGACUCUUCUUAAGUGCCGGACACUUAUUUAAGUGCUGGAGAUAAAGAGUUAAGACAAACUUCUUGCUCUCAUGGAGGUGACGUUAGUGGGAGGAGAUACUCAACAUACAGGGAAAAGUAUCAGAUCAUGAACUUUGAUUCUCUGGAGGGAAUUAAAAUCGGGUGAUGGGAGACAGUGACUGGAUGGCGACUUUAGUUUGGAUGAUCAGAAGAGCUCUUUGAAGGGCUAACAUUUAAGAUAGGAUGUGGGGAAGAGCAAUGCCGGCAAAGCGCCUUUGGGGUAUUUGAGGAAGAGGAAGGAAGACAAGGUGGCUAGGGUGUCAAGAAUGGCUUUUGAGUAAGGCCUGGGCGUAUAGGGGCAUAUGUAGAAGGCCUUGGUAAGAAAUUUGGUUUUUAUUCUAUUAUGGGAAGCUGUGAGAAGAUUCUGAGCAAAGGAAUGGCAUCAGAUUUGGUUUAGAAACAUCCUGUGGUCAUAGUGCAUAACGUCUCACCAGGCUGACGGGGGGUGGGGAAGCCACUUAGUUGAGCAUGAAGGUGAUGGCAGACGAACAAUAAUACUGACUCCAACCAGGAUAGAGGCAGUCCUGGUGGGGCAGGUGCAGCGACUUGAGCAGGAAUCAGUAUGCGGUCUCCUCAGACUAUAUUUUUCUAGUUACCUAGUCACUUUAAUUCUAGAACUUUUUUCAAUAAUUUCACAUGGAUUUUCUAGGAAACACUUUAUCAUCUGUGAAUAGCAGUAAUGUUUCUUCUAGUAGUUUCGUUUUUGUUGCAUAUUUUGUUGGCACAAAUGUUUAGAACAGUUUUAAAUGACGAUGAUGGCAGACCUUGUUUUUGAUUUUCAUGGGAAUGUCCGUAAUAUUUUCUUUCGAGGUUGGCUGUUUUGAGUUCUUCUUUAUCUAGAAAGGAAAUACCCGUCUAUUUUU